AUGGUCGUCCGCAUUCGCCUCGCCCGCUUCGGUAACAAGCACAAGCCUUUCUACAACAUUGUCGUCGCCCAAGCGCGAUCGGCUCGCAACUCGAAGCCCCUCGAAGUCAUCGGAACGCUGAACCCUAUCCCGCAACGACCUACGAACCUGUCCGACGAGGAGGCACGCAGCGCAAGACCAUACAAGGAGAUCUCGCUAGAUAAGUCUAGGGCGAAGUACUGGCUUGGUGUUGGGGCGCAGCCGAGUGAUACGGUUUGGCGGUUAAUGAACCUGGCUGGCCUCAUCAAACCGAAGCCAGAGCCUUCGAAAAUGCAGUAA
Molecule: messenger RNA, 318 nt
Organism: Aspergillus mulundensis
Lineage: Eukaryota; Fungi; Ascomycota; Eurotiomycetes; Eurotiales; Aspergillaceae
Product: mitochondrial 37S ribosomal protein bS16m
Exons: 3
Coding region: 1-318 (105 amino acids)
Biological process (GO): mitochondrial translation
Cellular component (GO): ribosome; mitochondrial small ribosomal subunit
Molecular function (GO): structural constituent of ribosome
Source: RefSeq, a predicted model, not a curated record